CCGUCUUCACUUCCUUUCACAUGACCACUUCCGCUUCAGUGAUAACCUGCGCAUGCGCGUUGGUUUCUGACUAUUUCGCUGAGCUCAUAACCACAAACAUCCGCAUGACAUAUAGGCUGUCAAGUGUGAAGGAUUUGUGUGGAUCAAUCUUCCGAAAGGUUCUUCACUCUGGCAGUCUGUUGCAGUUGCAGUCAUGGUUUGCAUCCCCUGUAUUGUCAUCCCUGUUCUGUUGUGGGUCUACAAGAGGUUCCUGGAGCCCAUUCUUUAUCCCUUUAUUUCCCCAUUAAUCAAUACAUUCUGGACCAAAAAAGCUGUGCAAGAGUCUGGGACCGGUGAUCCACUUGUUAACGAAAAGUACAAGGGGACUUCCAAGCUUGAGCACAAUGGAGAAGCGACUCUCAAUGGAUCAACUUUACUGGCAGAUAAGAAGACAGAUUGAUCAUUCUCUAUAAUUGCAUUCCAUCUAUAAGACUGUAAAUUAUUAUUAUUAUUAAUGUCUUCAUGGAGUGGAAUUUCUAACGUUUCAGAUAACAUUUAUUUUGUUUUAAUUUUGUCAUAAUAUUGUUAAAUAUUUAACUUGGGAACAAUGAUUAAAUGUACCAUGCUGAAUAGAAAAAAUAAUUUUAAGUCAAACAUGAUGAAAUAAAUUAUGUACUUACAGUUUA
Molecule: messenger RNA, 665 nt
Organism: Doryrhamphus excisus (bluestripe pipefish)
Lineage: Eukaryota; Metazoa; Chordata; Actinopteri; Syngnathiformes; Syngnathidae
Gene: c21h18orf32
Product: chromosome 21 C18orf32 homolog
Source: RefSeq, a predicted model, not a curated record